AUGAUCUUUGGCUGGAAAAUAAUUCAGGGUGGUAUUCCGGUAGCCUCCAUUCUAGCUAUUCGUGGCAUUUCUGUGGAUUUGGUUUGCUGCUUCAGCCGGAGAAAGCAGGAGACAGUCGACCAUUUGUUUCGAGACUGUGAUUUUGUUGCUCCCUUGUGGGUUCGCAGCUCGUUUCAUUUCAACAGCCAAGGUCUUCUUCAUCGACCCUUCCUCCAAUGGUUUUCUGUUAUGGUCUCGUUAUUAGCAGCUGCUAAGGACUGGGAGAACCUGGUGCAGUUUUUCUCCCUUCUUUGGGCUAUUUGGUUGUCCCGUAAUAAUGUACGUUUCCGGCAACAGAUUGUCUCUCCCGAUGAUGUUUUACUUAUUGCUUCUCAGUGGAAGGUGCGGGGGAUGCAAGCUCAGGAUUCUCACCUUUCCUCCUCUAAUUUGGGUCCUAGUCCUAGGCCGGCUAGUUUGGGGUUUGCUGCCACGCUUGCUGGGGACCCUACAUCGGGGUUUGAUAUCUGUUUGAUCAGUGAUGGGUCUUGGUCUUCCUCCGACAACUCGGCAGGUGCUGGUUGGGUCUUUCGUGAUUGUGACUCUCCUUUAAUCCGUGGGGGAGGGGCUCGUGCCUCUCUCUCUUCUUCAGCCUUACAGUCUAAGUUACAAGCUUGUUUCUGGGGGUUACGCAGUGCCUUUUCUCGUGGUUUUUGUAGGAUUCUUAUUUACUCGGACUGUGAACCUCUGUGUCUGAUGUUAACCCAUCAAUAG
Chenopodium quinoa (quinoa) is the source of this 750-nucleotide messenger RNA. RefSeq lists its product as uncharacterized. Gene Ontology annotation, molecular function: RNA-DNA hybrid ribonuclease activity; nucleic acid binding. The record is from RefSeq and is a predicted model, not a curated record. The coding region runs from base 1 to 750 and encodes 249 amino acids. The transcript has a single exon. NCBI's taxonomy places the organism in Eukaryota, Viridiplantae, Streptophyta, Magnoliopsida, Caryophyllales, Amaranthaceae.